Molecule: messenger RNA, 1433 nt
Organism: Paramisgurnus dabryanus
Lineage: Eukaryota; Metazoa; Chordata; Actinopteri; Cypriniformes; Cobitidae
Source: RefSeq, a predicted model, not a curated record
CAUAAGGUCGUGAGUCGUGGUUUUGAAGUCGUAACUCACGGGUUUAAAAACCUGCCUGGAACGCAGCAUCAACAUUCGCUUUGUGACGUCACUCGGCAUGCGCGAACGGCGUUGAGCGCGCGGAAGCGGAUCAUGGCUGAUCGGACAUCAGACAGUGACGGGGAUGCACCUGUAUCAGACUCUCCAAAACGACGUCCCAAACGUCGCCGCAUUAUCGACCCCACAUCCAUCACAACAGUACCCAUUUAUUCCAACAAGGUAAACAGGUCCUUAAAUCUGACGCCAACGACUUUCACACAAAGCAACCUCACAGAGGAGGAAAAGGAUGGUCCUCUAUGGUCUCCGCCUCCACCACGAACAGAGAAACAGUCAACAAGCAUCAAUCUGAGUGAUUCAGAGGAGGAGCCACAACAGAUUCAAGCUCAGGAAAUUCUUCGCUCCCCCUCUCCACCUCCACCAUGUAGUCCACCGGUCAAACAAAGCAGACAGGCAAACCAAAAAAUAAAGAAAUUGGAUGCUAUUGGCUCUUUUGCUUGUCUGUCGCCUGUGUAUCAAGAACCUGUUAUUGAGUACAGAAACUCUCCAUCUCCUGUAAAUGAUUAUGAUGAUGAUGAUGAUGAGAUCAUCAUUCUUUCUGACAACAAACGGAAAAGACGUCACCCGAAUACUGAGCACAGAGACGUGGCACGAGAAAUCUCACUAAAAUUCCGUUGUCGAACAGAAUUGCACAAAAUUCCAAUACUUUCUACAGCCCCUUUGAGUAAAGCUGUGGAACAGCUGGCCAUUAAACUUAGUGUCCGGCCCAGCCAAAUUCUGUUAUUAAGAAAAGAUGUUGAACUCCCGGUUCACUCCUCCGUCAGUGAGCUGGGACUUGGCAUAGCUGACAUCAUAGACUGUGUAAUAAAAGAGGAUAAACAAGACGACAAUACUAAAUGUGAUGUCAUUACUCUGCGACUGCAAGGCAAAGAGAAAGGAUCAGCGCAGGAGUAUUCAGUGCAAAAGACUGCUCCUAUAGGAUCCAUCCUGUCUCAGUAUAUUUCUGGUCUUCCGGCCAGUGACAGGCGGAGAGCUAAAUUCCUCUUUGAUGGGUCAAGAAUCUCACAAAAUCAGACUCCAGCUGAGCUAGAAAUGGAGGAUGGGGAUGUCAUUGAAGUCUGGGCUUAAACGCUUUUACUUUGUAUUGUUUGGCGUUGCGUACCAACACCAUGUUCUAGAUGCAAUGUAAUAUGUGUCUUGUUUCUGCGGUUCAUAAGAUCUUAUCGCUUUUGCUGAAAUACAACUUUUGAUGUCUUUUUGUAAAAAAUAUAAAAUUCAUUUUUACAUUGUUUAUGUAAGCCAGAUUUAUUUAAGAAUUGUUUAAAUGUUCAUUAUUUUUAAUAUAAAACAUCAAAUUGAUUAAAAUACAUUUAAUAAAAAUUGACUUUUUUAAAUUC